This is a messenger RNA of Suillus subaureus, 1956 nucleotides long. RefSeq names its product glycoside hydrolase family 79 protein. The transcript has 13 exons. The record is from RefSeq and is a predicted model, not a curated record. NCBI's taxonomy places the organism in Eukaryota, Fungi, Basidiomycota, Agaricomycetes, Boletales, Suillaceae. The coding region runs from base 1 to 1956 and encodes 651 amino acids.
AUGCAUCUUCUCCUCGUCCAUUCGUUAUUAUUUUCCUUCGGCCUAGCUCAGGCAGCUAUCACUGCCUAUGGUCCACACGUCCAGUCACCACUUGGGACCACGACGGCUGCCUCUGCCUCAUACACCGGUGCUGCUUCAUAUGAUCAAACAAUAUUAAAUGCACCGGCCCCACCUAAUCCUCCUCCACCCACUCAGUUCAAUGUAGAGCUGCAGACCGGAGACAAUCUCUCGGGACUUUCAAUUCAACAAGAAGGUUCAUUCUUUGGUUUCAGUAUAGAGUUUAGUGUUACGACGCAAGUCCUCGGGCUGAACAGUUCUUUCCUUCAAGUGCCGUUUCUCAACCUUAUGGCCAACCUGCGACAACGCGGGGGCAGCGUUAAAGUUCGUGUCGGUGGUAAUACUCAAGAAACCGCUACACUAGUGUCCAGUACCCCGGACGGUGCUGCUCUCGAGAAGGACUAUGGGAGGUCAUCUAACCCCACAUCAACGCCGCCCCUUGUCUUCACAAGCGAGAUCAUCAAAAUGAUGGCUGAGAUAUCUGCACUCACUGACGUCUAUUGGUACAUGGGUGUGCCGUUCAAUGACACUCAGAAUUGGCGUUUGCAGAUCGCUGAAGUAGGAGAGGCGAUGCUUGGGAAAUAUCUGAUUGGUCUACAGGCUGGCAACGAGCCUGAUCUUUACUCAAGACACGGUCACCGUCCGAAUUCUUAUAGCCCUCAGGAUUACAAGGAUGAAUUCGGUCUUCUCAUCAACGCAAUGAACGCAGACUCUAAUAUUCCCAACAAAAACCUGCUCAUUGGUCCCAACCUGGCUGGCGUGUGGAGCCCACCGGAUAUCUGGCAAACCGGGUUCGCCACAGACUUCAACCAAAACCUUGCUGCACUGGGUGUUGAAAGGUACCCUACUGAUAAUUGUUAUGCUCAGUUCGGCAUAGGAACUGAGCGCACUGGCCAAGAGAUGUUCCCGUCCUUCUUGACACAUCAAGCCGGAAUAAGCAUCGUUAACGAGUUCCCUGGUGCCCCCGCCUAUGCGCAAUCUGUUGGAAAGCCCUUCAUCAUGUCAGAAACCAAUACGGCAUCUUGCGGAGGUUUCCCCGGGUUAAGCGACAGCUUCGGGGCUGCCUUGUGGGGAAUUGACUAUGCUCUCCAGCUAGCAUACAGCAAUUUCUCAACUGUUCUUUUUCAUGUCGGUGGACAGAGUGUGUAUUACAACCCCUUUACACCACCUGUGACAAACCAGUCGACAUUCAAUCAGUGGACCAUUGGUCCGAUCUAUUACUCGGCUCUAGUAGUCGCAGAAGCACUGGGCUCCUCCAAUACCGCGCAGGUCCUGGAUCUGCAGGCAAAUGGUGGAAGUGACUACACUCCGGGUUACGCGAUUUACGAAAAUGGCCAGCCAGUCCGUGUUGCGCUGACCAACUUCAUCACGGAUCCGUCUGGAAAUAGCGAUUACACUGCGAAUAUCUCGAUCGGGGGGACAGUGCCUGCUCAAGUGCAAGUCAAGUACCUGCUGGCCGACUCUGUCUCUCAAAUAUACAACUUCACGUGGGCUGGACAGACCUUCGGCGGCCCAUUCACAUCAGACGGGCGACUUAAUGGCACACUUGACGUACAGACGAUUCCCUGUGACCAGAUCAAUAACGUAUGUCAAGUCGAAGUACCUGCUCCUGGUUUCGCCCUCGUAUUCCUCACCGAUAAUGCGCUGUCCGAGUCCGAUCAGGGCCCGACGAUGACCUUCUCAACCACCACAUAUACGAAUCUCCACGGACCAACCAUCACCGUUGACCCCUCCGUGCUGGCUACCUCAAACGGUGAGAAAGGAUUGGCCGACGCCCUAGCGGGCACGAGCCAAGGUCGACAGAUGAGCAACGCUCUGGGAUUUGCGCAAGCGCUACCUAGCUUGGUCGCUGUCAUGGCUGGUGCUCUCAUAGUCGGGCGUCUGGCCCUCAUACGAUGA